AUGAGUGACGAGCGAUGGCAUGGGCAAUGUCGACUCGAAGCCCGAUUGUUUGGCCAGUUCGAUGGCAACAUUAACCCCGAAGCUGGCUACGCGAUGGUCCAAAUUCACAAUGAAUUGGAUUCCCGCCAAAAGCUCAAGACGCAUGCCGUGAUUGAGCUCACGCAGAUGGCCCAAGCCCAACGCGGACCCUGGGCCAAAGUCGUUGCCGCCAAGUUGCAAGAAGCAUGGUCAAAAAGAACAGUCCAACUUCAUGAUCAUAAGGUAUGGCUUUCAGACUGGGACGCCAGCAACGACAUUCAGAAACAGCCUGCGAACCUGGAAAAAAUAUUUUUCCAGCUUCAGAAUGGCCUGGCUGCUCCACAAGCUUCUCCAAGGUGA
Molecule: messenger RNA, 378 nt
Organism: Fusarium tjaetaba
Lineage: Eukaryota; Fungi; Ascomycota; Sordariomycetes; Hypocreales; Nectriaceae
Exons: 1
Coding region: 1-378 (125 amino acids)
Source: RefSeq, a predicted model, not a curated record